AUGCCUCCUUGCCAAAUUCAUUCGGCUCCUUCCCCUCCACCGAAGAAGGAUCUCUCUUCCAGCGUCUCCUUCAAAGGGUGGAGAUUUGCAAACAAGGCAUUUAAGCUUUGGGUUGGUAAAAUGGCAGCUUUGCACCGAGGCACAUGGAGGAAAGCUGGGAUUUAUGAAGCAGUCAUGGCGUCCACAUACAAAAUCUCUAAAAACACAGAUCUCGUUCUGGGUAUUGCUGAGAAAUGGUGUCCUGACACCAACACCUUUGUUUUCUCUUGGGGUGAAGCAACCAUAACCCUUGAAGACGUUAUGCUGCUUUCAGGUCUCCCUGUUUUGGGUUCACCUGUCUUUGCUGCUCUGGAUAGCUCAGGAGAGAAGAUUAAGGCGAAACUGGAUUUUGAAUGGUGCGCUAUUAAACGCAGAGGUAACGUCAAUUUUGUAACAACGGUGACAUGGAUAAAGAGAUUCAUGGACAGAGUCGAUGAGUAUGAUGAACAUGUAGCCUUUCUUGUCUUGUGGCUUACUUAUUUCGUUCUGCCAUCACGCUACCAUCAUGUCUCUCAAGAUGUUUUUCCAAUUGCUAUUCAUCUUUCAAGGGGUACUAGGGUUGCUCUUGCUCCUGCUGUUCUUGCUCACUUGUAUGCAGACCUAAGUCUCUUGAAAACCCACAUCACAUCUUUCAGCGAAUCCACCAAUACGGCUUGUAUUGAUCUGACUGCCUUGUUUAAGUUGGUUCAAGUUUGGACAUGGGAGAGAUUCACGGAACUACAGCCAGAACCUAAUCCCUUGCUAAAAGAUGAGCCAAGAUUGGCUCUUUGGAGUGAGAUGAAGCAGACAACCACUGAUGCGAGACUGAUCCUGGACAACUCCAAUAUUGACAGUUUCGAGUGGCGUCCCUACACAAAAACUGUUGAAAACUGGAGGUUUCCUCUGUUUUACCCUGAGCAAGCCAUGCGUGUUCCUGUUUCCUCGAGUCUUGAUGAUGAACUCAUCUCCUUUGCUCGAUGCAUCAGGGUUUCUGAGCUUGUUGGAGUUGACAAUGUGGAGCAUUACUUCCCCAACCGAGUGGCUUCACAGUUUGGAAUACUUCAGGAUGUUCCUCAUAAUGUUCACCGGGACAACCGCGCACGAGGUGCAGCUUGGAGUGAUUAUAAUAAGCCUAUCAGUGCAAUGGAAUUAUGCAUACCUUCCCGUUCUAUGAUACCUCGUGUUACCACGAGGUUCUGCGAGUGGUGGAGGAAGACGUUUCCAGAAUUCCAGAAGUAUUCUUCUAAGGAGAAGGGUGUUGUUGAAUCAGCAGAAACAUCGAAUGCAAGAAACAUCAUUGGUGAUAGUAUUGUUCCUUCAGGCGCUAGGAUGAACAGCACAAGCAGUGAAUCCAGUGAUGAAAUAACUAUAUCUGAGCGUUUAAACAAACGCAAGUGCAUGGAGGAAGCUCGAGACAAGAGACGCAAGGGCAUGGAGGAAGCUCGAGACAAGAGACGCAAGUACGUGAAUCAAGCUCGUGAAACAGGUUCUAAAACUGUGGCUGGUGAAAGUGGAAAGAAUAUGGCAUUGAUCCCAUUUGUUGGAAACAAAUCUUCAGAUCCUCCCCUUGGUGGUAAUAAAAGAGCACUUGACAUUGUUGUGAGCAAUGCUGAUCUGAUCGAUGAUGGCAGCAAGAAACCAAAGUGCAUGGAGCAAGCUCGUGACAAGAGACGCAAGUACACAAGUCAACCUCCUGAAAUAGGUUCUAAAAGUAUGUCUGAUGAAAGUGGAAACAAUAUUGCAUUGAUCCCAUUUGUUGGAAACAAGACUUCAGAUCCUCCCCUUGGUGGUAAUGAAGGAUUACUUGACAUUGUUGUGUAUGGAAGCAAUGCCGAUCUGAUCGAUGAUGGUAGCAACAAACCAGAGUGUUUGCUCAAAGAAGAUGGUAUCAUAGCAGGACGCUCAGAUGAGAAGUUGUGCAGUAAUGAAGCUAAGAAGGAAGUUGAUGACUCAUACGAAAAGAGAUUUGAAGAGCUGAAAGUGAUGUCAUCAACGUUAGAAGAGACUAUUAAUAAGGUACUAAAGAAGGUGACAUUGAUGAAAGAAAGGAAGGUCGAGAAACUGAGAAAAAUCGCAGCAGCUCGUUUGAUCUAGGCGGAUUCGAGGUUGUUCUGGGAAGUCCAAUGCAAGUAUAUAGAAUAAUCAAAGAUCAACCUCACCUCUCUGAGGUUUUGGUUUACUAUCUUUAUAUGUUUCAUUUGAACUCGGUUAUGAGCUAGUAGCUUCUUGGUGUGUUGCAGAUCAGAUACUUCUUACUGGUAUAUGCAUUUGUUUAUUCUGUAAUGGCGGUGUAGGCUAUAAUUUCCAGACUUUGAAUCAUAAGAA
This is a messenger RNA of Camelina sativa (false flax), 2343 nucleotides long. RefSeq lists its product as uncharacterized. Lineage: Eukaryota; Viridiplantae; Streptophyta; Magnoliopsida; Brassicales; Brassicaceae. The record is from RefSeq and is a predicted model, not a curated record. Gene Ontology annotation, biological process: meristem development; meristem maintenance.